CUAGCCGGCCUAUGGACUUGGCCCCGCGCUUGCACCAUGCCCAACCCCGGCGGCGGCGGCGGCGGCCUCGACCAGGCGCUGAAGAUGUCCCUGCAGAGGAGGAAAUCCAAGAUCCACUCGGCCGCCGGACCUCUUUGCCCCCCUUCGGGCUACAAGAAAGCGGACGAUGAGAUGUCCGGGGCCACGUCCUCUGCGGACCAGGAGGAGGCACCAGCCGCCCGCACCAUCUACUUGAACCAGCCCCAGCCCAGCAAGUUCCACGACAACCGGGUCAGCACAGCCAAGUACAGUGUGGUGACAUUUCUACCUCGAUUCUUGUAUGAGCAGAUCAGAAAGGCUGCUAAUGCUUUCUUCCUUUUCAUUGCCUUAUUGCAGCAAAUACCAGAUGUCUCUCCAACUGGAAGAUAUACCACCUUGGUGCCAUUCCUAUUUAUUCUAACAGUUGCUGGCAUCAAAGAGAUUAUAGAAGACUAUAAAAGACACAAGGCUGACAGCACAGUGAACAAAAAGAAAACUAUUGUUUUAAGAAGUGGGAUGUGGCAAAACAUAAUGUGGAAAGAGGUGGCAGUAGGAGAUAUUGUCAAGGUCACCAAUGGGCAGCACCUCCCAGCAGACAUGAUCAUUUUAUCGACCAGUGAACCUCAGGCAAUGUGCUACAUUGAAACAUCCAAUCUGGAUGGUGAGACUAAUCUUAAAAUUCGGCAGGGCUUGACACAGACUGCUAGUCUCCAAUCAAGGGAAGAGUUGAUUAAAGUCUCUGGGCGGAUAGAGUGUGAAGGGCCCAACCGCCAUUUGUAUGACUUCACUGGAAACCUGCGUUUAGAUGGCCAAAGUCCAGUUCCAAUUGGACCUGAUCAGAUCUUACUAAGAGGUGCACAGAUAAGAAACACACAGUGGAUUUUAGGAAUAGUCGUCUAUACAGGGCACGAUACGAAACUUAUGCAGAAUUCAACCAAAGCUCCCUUGAAGAGAUCAAAUGUCGAAAAAGUGACCAAUAUGCAGAUUCUUAUUUUGUUUUGCAUCCUCGUCGUCAUGGCUCUCGUGAGUUCUGUGGGUGCCUUAUUGUGGAACAGAACCCAUGGCAAAGUCAUCUGGUAUCUUGGCUCAAAUGAAGCACUGUCAAUCAACUUUGGAUAUAAUCUGCUCACUUUCAUCAUCUUGUAUAAUAAUCUCAUUCCCAUCAGUCUGCUGGUGACUUUGGAAGUAGUGAAGUUUACUCAGGCUCUUUUUAUAAACUGGGACAUAGACAUGUAUUACAAUGAAACAGACACACCUGCAAUGGCCAGAACUUCAAAUCUUAAUGAGGAACUUGGCCAGGUAAAAUACUUGUUUUCAGAUAAAACAGGUACCUUAACAUGCAAUAUCAUGAACUUUAAGAAAUGCAGUAUAGCUGGAGUUACAUAUGGUCACUUUCCAGAACUGGCAAGGGAGUUUUCAUCAGAAGACUUCAGCCAACUGCCUCCUUCCACCAGCGAAUCUUGCGAAUUCGAUGACCCAAGACUGUUGCAAAAUAUUGAGACUGAUCAUCCCACAGCUACUCACAUCCGAGAAUUCCUCAGGCUCUUGGCUGUGUGUCACACCGUUGUUCCUGAAAGAGAUGGAAACAAAAUAAUCUACCAGGCUUCCUCUCCAGAUGAAGGAGCCUUAGUCAAGGGAGCGAAAAGACUUGGCUAUGCCUUCACUGGAAGGACUCCAGAUUCAGUUAUCAUUGAUGCGCUGGGUGAAGAGGAGACAUUUGAGAUCCUUAAUGUGUUGGAAUUUUCGAGCAAUAGAAAGAGAAUGUCUGUCAUUGUUCGGACUCCAGCAGGGCAGCUGCGUCUAUACUGCAAAGGAGCUGAUAAUGUCAUUUUUGAGAGACUUUCCAAAGAUUCCCAGUACAUGGAGCCAACACUGUGCCAUCUUGAAUAUUUUGCCACUGAAGGUUUGAGGACUUUGUGCAUUGCCUAUGCAGACUUAUCAGAAAGCUCUUACCAGGAUUGGCUGAACAUUUACAAUGAAGCCAGCACCAUCUUGAAGGACAGGUCUCAAAAGUUGGAGGAGUGCUAUGAGAUCAUUGAAAAGGAUUUACUGCUUCUAGGAGCUACAGCCAUUGAAGAUCGCCUCCAAGCGGGUGUCCCAGAAACAAUAUCCACAUUAAUGAAAGCAGAAAUCAAGAUCUGGGUACUAACAGGGGACAAACAAGAAACAGCUCUCAAUAUAGGCUACUCCUGCCGCUUAGUGUCUCAGAGUAUGUCUCUCAUCCUUGUGAAUGAAGAUUCUCUAGAUGCAACCAGAGCCACGCUGACCCAGCACUGCACAAACCUGGGUGAUUCACUGGGCAAAGAAAACGAUAUUGCUCUGAUUAUCGAUGGCCAGACAUUAAAGUAUGCCCUUUCCUUUGAAGUCAGACAGUCCUUCCUGGACCUCGCUCUGUCAUGCAAGGCGGUUAUCUGUUGCAGGGUGUCUCCUCUGCAGAAGUCUGAAAUUGUAGACAUGGUGAAGAAGCACGUGAAUGCCAUCACCCUGGCCAUUGGGGACGGUGCCAACGACGUGGGGAUGAUCCAGACGGCUCACGUCGGAGUCGGGAUAAGUGGCAAUGAAGGCAUGCAGGCAACCAACUCCUCCGAUUACGCGAUAGCGCAGUUUUCAUACUUGGAGAAGUUAUUACUUGUCCACGGAGCCUGGAGUUACAACCGAGUGACGAAAUGCAUAUUGUAUUGCUUUUAUAAGAAUGUGGUCCUAUACAUUAUUGAGCUUUGGUUUGCAUUUGUGAAUGGAUUUUCGGGGCAGAUUUUAUUUGAGCGAUGGUGCAUCGGCUUAUACAAUGUGAUUUUUACAGCAUUACCUCCCUUUACCUUGGGAAUCUUUGAACGGUCCUGCAAUCAAGACAGCAUGCUUAUGUUUCCUCAGCUCUACAAAAUUACUCAAAAUGCUGAUGGGUUCAAUAGCCGGGUGUUCUGGGGUCACUGCAUCAAUGCCUUGAUCCACUCCAUCAUUCUCUUUUGGCUUCCACUGAAAGCCCUGGAACAUGAUGCAGUGUUUACAAAUGGCCAGAGUGUAGAUUAUCUGUUUGUUGGGAACAUUGUUUAUACAUAUGUUGUGGUGACAGUCUGUUUGAAAGCUGGUUUGGAAACCACAGCAUGGACAAAAUUCAGUCACUUGGCUGUGUGGGGAAGCAUGCUGCUCUGGCUGGUGUUCUUCGGGGCCUACUCCGCCAUCUGGCCCGUCAUCCCUAUUGCGCCAGACAUGCUUGGACAGGCAGGAAUGGUGUUGAGAUGCGGCUACUUCUGGCUUGGUUUAUUUUUGGUGCCCACAGCGUGCCUUGUUAAAGAUGUAGCAUGGAGAGCGGCCAAGCAUACAUACCAUAAAACUUUGCUGGAGCAGGUUCAAGAGUUGGAAACUAAGUCCAAAGAGAUGGGGAAAGCUAUGCUGCGUGAUAGUAAUGGAAAGAGUGUAAACGAACGUGACCACUUGUUAAAAAGGCUUGGCAGAAAAACCCCACCCAGUCUCUUCCGGACUCAUUCUGUCCAGCAAGGAGUACCACACGGAUAUGCAUUUUCUCAAGAGGAACACGGGGUCGUUUCGCAGUCACAAGUUGUCCGAUCCUACGACACCACCAAACAAAAAGCUGGACUAGAAUAGCGCCCCCUUGAUUGGUGAUGGAAGUAGUGCAGUUUGGAUCAAUGCGUCCGCUGCUAAUAUGUCGACGACUAAGGUUGGCAAUAGCAGCCUAAACACUUGGAAAGGCCCAUUACUGCAGCCUUAGCCAACAAGUUUGUUAUGUAUUCAGCGCAAACCUUGAGCACACAUUGGCGGGGGAGGGGGAUAAUCAUUGGAAGUCGGCCUGCCUUGCCCUGCCUAAUAUCUCUUUAUGUUGUUCAUAAAGCAUUGGCUGUGCUACAUGAAGUGUGAAAUUUAAAACAUUUAAUUUUUACCACCAUUAAAAAGGUAAAAGGGGAAAAGAUCCAUAUGCACAGCACUCAGAGGAAAGUAAAGAGGUGAUAUGUUCCAUGACAAAAUCUGCUUUUGCUUAAUUCAAAUAGGAGGGCUGCCAUUUCCUGUUUUGUCAUGCCCAGAUUCAAGUGUGCAAGACUGCAUGUAUGAAACCUUCCUUUAUAAUGCCUAGUGUUUAUUUGACUGAAAAAUGUUCGUGGACAGACCUGGAAGGGGCACUUAGUUUGCUAUUGCAGGGAAACAAACACACCGCAGAGAACCAGGAGGGGAAGACAAGACUGAAAGAGAAAGAAUAAGCUCCCUUAACAAGACAAGCCAUAUGAAAUAAGUCAGAGAAAUGCUAGUUAUUGACACACACACACACACACACACACAAAUUACCUUCAGCCACAAAUAUCUAUCCAUUGCCCUGUUCGUCUGCAUGGCAUUCUGCUCAAAAUGCGUCUCAAACAACAGCUGAAAUGCAGCCUUGCGUUUAUUGCUGGGAUAUGUGAAUAUAUAAAGUUGCCUUGUAACGAAUCAACUCACUGGUCCAUCAAAGCCAGUAUUGUCUACUCUAGACUGGCCAUGGUUCUCCAAGUCCUCAGGUUUUUACAUCACCUGUAUCCUGGUCCUUUCAGCUAGAGGUGCCCGGGACUGAACCCAUGACCUUCUUCAUGCCAGUCAGAUUCUCUCGUCUCCUCCCCCUGAGCCAUGGCUCCUCCCCAGUCUGAUUGCAGACUACAUAUUUUGGCUGUGACCAUUCCAGUCAGCAGAAACGUCCUCUUCCUGCUCACAAACAGUUCAGAGGAAUUAUCCAGGUUUUUUCUUGGGGGGUGGGGGUUAGGUAUUUGUCUCCCAGCCCUUUUUCUUCCUAUUGGUCUUUCUUACAGUGUUUGAAAAGAUGAUACCUUUAUAUCAGAAGCAAUGGGAAUUUUUGGAGGCUGAACACCACACAAAAGCAAUCUUGAUAUGGUUGUAUAUGCAAUUGUAUCAGGUGUCUUUUUUUGUGUGGUGACCUAAUAACGUGCAGGUGUGCCAAUGCAGAUCAGUAAAACACCCAAAUGAAAAGAAUCUUGAUGUAAUCAUAAAUGAAUUGGAAUUGUGUGCUUAAUUUCAGUAUUUUAUUAGUUCAUGUGUCUUCAUUGGUAAAGCAGAGGGAGAGAGAAGGGGCCCGAAGCAGUUUCUGCUCCAGUGCUAGAAUUCAUUUUUAGAAUUUGUCCUAAUUAAACUAAAAUUCUGGAUGAGAGAAAUAGUAGGUAGACUAAAAGCAUGGAACAGUAUAGGAACAGAGUGAGAGAAAACCUCUUGUCUCUAGCCAAGUUCACCUGGGAUUAUCCUGUCCUUGAGAUAGGUGCUUUUCUCUGCCAGAUCAGUAAACAUUACAAAUCCUUUAUUCUAAAAUGGAGUCCCCCCAAAAAAGAGCACCUCCUAACAAACAAACAAAUUUCAUUCUUAAGCCUCUUUCCUGAGAAAAUUUACAAGGGGCCAGGAAAUUCAAUCCUGAAUGAGUUUAGUGUUGACAAACUAUUGCCUGUUUUUACUCAACGCCUUGGAGAAAUGGCACAAGAAUGUUUUACUCAUCACUGAAAGAAACACAGGCUCCAUGUUCUGCCAUCACCACCAUAGGGCAAUGGUUUCCAUCAGGAAUAGUUUCACUAAUAUGGGCCGUUUCCUCACUUUAAAAAAAAAGCAAAGGCAAAACGGUUUUGUAAGCUUCGAGUGUUUUUGAGCGCACAGUCACUCUCCUCACUGCAGGUAGUCGCGCAGGGUUUCCCAAAAGGCGCUGUUCUGAACAGGAAUGACAUGCGCUGAGGGGUCGCGAGGGCAGCAGAAUCGGGGCGGCUGCGUUGUCGCCGCUCCAGUAGUGGGGAGUGCUGCUGGAACCCGCGUUACUUGGAGCGAGUAGCACGCAACAAAAGGUGAGUGGGGAAAUGGCCAUGGAGAGCCUAUUUUUAAAAAAUUAGACUUGCUUUGGCUUGCUAUUGUCCACCUGCAUGGGCGUUUCCAGUGGGUGAAAUUCAGUCAGCCGAUGAAGCAGAUGUAACUUUGGGGGGGGGGCUUUACUUGCUGGAUUUUUGCCAGCUGGUAUAGUAGUUAACAGCACAGGAGCCCUUCCAGAAAACACUGGCAGUCCUACUUAGCAUAUCUGUGAGCAGAGCUCCUGUUAAUUGAGGUCUUGUUUGCUUCUCAUUUUAGUUUCCAGUGAAAUUGUGAGAGAGGAAAAGAAUUCUUCUUCCACCGACCACUUGAUUUCUCCAGUGGAACAAGUGUGUCCAGUACAUGCCUUGGAAUCAUGCAUAAUCCUGGGGAAAGAGGUGAAUGAAUCCCUUAGAUUCACCUAGUGCUGUUCUUCAGACAUGCCCUAUUAAUUUUAGUAGUCAGACCACAGUUUUGAACAGCAGAGGGUAAAUACUGACACACAGUUUGUCUUCAAAAAACUCUCUCAUUUAUCAUGUAUGCCAUGCACAGACCAUUCAAAUGCUGUCACUGUUUUUUGCCCUUUUGCUGACCGCCCUGUGGAACUUUUCCUGAUUUAAGUGUGUCCGAAAGCAAUUCACAUAUGAAUAUUUAUGCCUGUCAAACCAAAAGAAAAUAGCCAACUGGCUCCCACCCUGAACUAAUCUUCCCAAAAGUCUCAGAUGAAUUCCAGGACUUGAGUACUCUCCAUUCAGGUCUUGGUGAUACCUUUAGGGAUCUGAAAUCCUCCCUGCACGGAGCACAAAGUUUUCUGAUCCUUCUGGGUUAUUCUUGGAUCUGCAUUGGAAUUUUGAAAAUAUCUCCAUUUUCCUACUGGAAUUGCUUGUAGGCAAAAAGCAAUUAUGCAGUAAGAACUGGAAACAAUUUGCCAACCACCAUGGAUGUCAAGGGGCCAAAUGUUUGUGUGUGUUGUGAUGUACGUGUGCACGUAUAGGACGGAGCAGGUAGCAUACUGAAGAGUGCAAAUAGCAAAAUAAUCCAGUCGAGGAGGAAAUUGAGUCAGUUAAUAAAGGACCUUUCUAGUAUUAGAGUCUUUCCUGUUUCUUUAAACCUUUCUAUUUUGUUUUCCAAUUAGGAUCAUGAUCCUGCCAAACUUAAGUAUCGUCAGGCCUCAUUGAUUACAAUAGGGGAGAGUGAAACAAAUUGUUUCAUAAAUAUAGUGAGAAUCAAAUUAACUUUGGCUGAAUCAUCCUCAAAGUCUGCUGGGAAAGCACACUUUAAAAAAAAGAACCUCCGUUAACCACUGUUGUCCUUGUUAGUGGCGCCAAGUUCCCACAGAGGCAAGCAGAAGCUCAGGUAAACUUUUCUACACUGUUCAGUCCUUUUCAAGCAACCAUUUCAAGUUUAUUUAGGGGGAAAAACCACUUUUGAAUGGUGAAGUUAUGCUAAACAUUACACCCUCGUCUGGGGUGUUGGAAAGGAAGGCAGAUGAAAAAACACUCGGCAAUUUUUUUUUAGCUUUUUUAAACCAUGGCUUGCAGUUACAAGAACAAACCUGACAAGGCCUUUGACUCUCACAGCCUCUACCCUUGUUUGCAGUGCAGGUCUGGAAGACCCGCCUAAACCAUGGCUUUGGUAUGUCAGAACCACAAUCUAUCAUUAAUUUCUUAUAAAUUAGGAUUGCAACUCUCAUUAAACCAGGAUUUAAUCCUUAUGUGCAAUCCUGGUCUGUCAGCAAAGAAAUAAACCAUCGUUUGUGGGUUCAGUUGUAACAAGAAUGACUUGUUGAGAAUCAAGAGAUCUCCCAGUCUCAUGCUGUGCUCAGGAGGAGUGGUUUGUAAACAAGGAACAAAAUCAUAAUUUGACGUUUCCUUAUUAUGGCUUGUUAUGAAUUAGAAAGUGUUCAGUUUCUGAGCUACAUUUGCUGGGAGGGAGACAGAAGUAUGAGCCCAAGGAGGACUUGCUUGGUUAAUUUUCACAGUAACAAACCAUGACCGGUUAGUGCAGAAUAAUGCAACCACAGAGUAGUUGAAAGCAAACUGUGUAAUCCCACUUUACUACUGGUAAAAAGUUGGUGGCUUUCCGUAUUUUGUUUCAAAAAUCCUCCAAACAAUAAUAAUGCUUCACAUUUAUAUGCCAGUGUUCAAAUUCAAAACUGUUCACAUGGAGGUUGCCAGCAGGCCUGGAAAAAAAUGUCCUGUCCCUUUAACGCAGGCUGAGUUCAUAGAAAAGGACAGCUGAAGCUUCCCAUUGCAUGGAGGUUAGCAACAUCCCACUCAUCCUCAGUUAAAGAGACAAGACAUAUUUUUCUCUAGGCCUGUCCACAAUAUUACCUUUCAAAUCCUAUGCUGACACUGUAAAAUAUGUGUAGUGCUAUUUUCUUUACAUUGCUGGGGAGAUGGGAGAACCUUAGAAAGAUUCUGAUCCUGAAGUCACUGACGUAUACUAAGCAGAGUUACAUCCCCUUGAUAAUGAUCCCCAUGAGGCAGAGUUGUAAGCUGCAGUCAAAGCUACGCUCACGACCCGAGUUCAAUCCCAACAAAAGGCAGUUUCAGGUAGCCGGCUCAAGGCUGGCUCAGCCUUCCAUCCUUCUGAGUUCAGCUUGCUGGAGGUAAACUGCAGAUGACUGGGAAAAAUGUUGGCAAACCACCCCACAAAAUACAGUCUGCCUGGUAAACUUUGUGAUGUGAUGUCGCCCCCUGUGUCAAUAAUGACCUGUUGCUUGCACCUUUACCUCAGCUCAUUAAAACUGAUGGGAUCAGAAGUAUCACCUCAGAAGCCAGGCCUUUAUAAUUCAGUGGGACCUACUUUCAUGAAAGUAUCUUUAGAAUUGCAGUAUGUGAAUCUGCCUACUGCUUCUGGUGAACAGAAACAUUUAACUGCUCACUAGAAGUGGCAAUCAGAGAGAGAGAAUAUACAAAAACGUUCAUGUGCAUACACACACAAAGGUCAAUAAUAUAGCUUGCCUCCUACAAUUUUCACCUCUCUUUGAAAUAAAAUGGCUUCUGCCUUCAGUUAUUUGACUAAUUCAGCUAAGUGAGGGAGUUAGGGAGGAAUGACUGUCAAGUGACAUGAUUUAUUUUACAAGAAAAGACUCUGGGGGUGGUGUCUUUUUGACCUAUCGCUAAAUGGAGGUCAGUCAGAGUCACAUUCAAACUCUCCCCAGAGUGACUAGUUGCCAUGAACUGAGAUACAUGUGUUAGGUAUCAGCUCGACAGAAAUUACACACUGGUCUUGUCACACAGCAUAUAGUAUGUGACAUUAAGAUUGGUGAGUCAGACUUUUGUCAGUGCUGGUAGACCAAGGUCUGACUCUGGGUUAAUCCGACAGAACUCACCCAGGUCAAGACCUGACAUUCUUCAUGUUCUCCAGAGUAAUUACAGACAUUAAUCUAUUUUAGCAAAGUAUAUCUUGACAGGGGUUGUUUUUUUUAGCUUCUCAUCUUAGUGAAUAGACUAAUAGUGAGCAAAGAUACAUAUCCUAAACAUAUUAUCAGCCAAAAGGAAAUCAGCAUUUAGAUAAACAAAAGUCUGUGUCCAUGUAUUGAAAUCCAUAUAGCCAAGAAUCUUAGUUUUGAAAGCAUAGCUUGAAAAAUGUUACCAGUUUGAGAGGGUUUUAGAGCAGAAUAAACAUCUGCUUGAUUAAUAAUUUUAUACUUUUAAAAGUGUUAUGAGAGGUGAGGAUUCUUUGGUGGUUUUAUGCCUUGAACCCAUUACCAAAUUUUUUAAAAAAUCCUGAUAGGAUGUCUAUAUUGCCUUGUUGGGGGGGGGGGGGGGAAGCAGCUACAACUUGUCUCUUUGGGUCCAUAUGAUUCCUGCCCAGACCUGACACACAAAAGGCACCGUUCAUUAACAAGUGUCUAGUCAUACAUUUCAAACACGGACUAAGAUUUGAGUCAAGCUCUGCAAAGAAAUCUGUCAACGUUUUCUGUUCCCUGACGGGGCUUCAGGUGUUGCGGCAGGGAGCGCCUAACAGCGUCAUCAUAAUUUGUCAAAGAAGAAAUUGUGAAUUGCUAAUAACAGUACCAGAGUCAAGGUCUGUUGCUAAUGCAUCUGAAAGAAAAUUAAAAAAUGUGCGUAGAGCAAACAUGAACUCCGUGGGCUGUAAAUUAUGAUAACAGUCUAGCCUUGCUAAUCUGCACUUCGCUAGACCACACACUUUUUAGUGCAUGUCCAAAGAAAAUCAUGCUUUCUCUCCAGUUUGCAGCCAACGGCAGAUGUUGGAGCACCGUUUCCAGUUACAAUUAUUUUUAGAACAAGCAGGACUGUGUUUAUCAGGAGGCUAUCAGUUGUUGUGCUAAAUAAUUAAAACCAAACUGAGGUUGACAAAA
Sphaerodactylus townsendi is the source of this 10162-nucleotide messenger RNA. RefSeq names its product ATPase phospholipid transporting 8A2 (gene ATP8A2). Lineage: Eukaryota; Metazoa; Chordata; Lepidosauria; Squamata; Sphaerodactylidae. Gene Ontology annotation, molecular function: magnesium ion binding; ATP hydrolysis activity; ATPase-coupled intramembrane lipid carrier activity. The record is from RefSeq and is a predicted model, not a curated record. The transcript is spliced from 37 exons. Gene Ontology annotation, cellular component: plasma membrane. Gene Ontology annotation, biological process: phospholipid translocation; neuron development. The coding region runs from base 37 to 3621 and encodes 1194 amino acids.